AUGGAUGAGAGGAUCCCCUCUGCUUCUUACUUUCAGUACUCCCCGUCCGGAAUCCAUUCAUCGCCGCACAAUUCUCUGAGGCCUUUAUCCGCCUCCUUAGAGAGAGAAAGGUUUGUCAUGUUCACACUUGUUGCUUUUCUUACACUGAUUUCGCUACGAUUUUUGCGGGAUCUCAAUUAUGUUCAGAGAUUCUGCGCACUUUUCCUCGAAUUAUGUGCGCGAUUCUCGAUGUCGGCAUUGUGACUUAGCAGCUAUUCAUUAUUUUGCCAUUUCCAUUCAUUAUAUUUGUGGUCCUCCUGAUUCGUUGAAGUUAGGGGGGACGUCUCUCCGUGAACAUUUUCUGCUCAGACUACCGUUGGAACACAUGGACUGCGGCGAUAUUCUUCAGACCCUCUUCUUGAUCGGUCCCUGGACACCAUCUACUCCAUCCAUGGUCUUCUAAACCCCUAAAAUGGAAGCAAUUAAGGGUAGAAAAUAAGCGACGAAUUGAGAUCUUGGGCUACUCCAGUAAGCCUUUCCUUUUUUGUGUAGCAGUUCAGAGGAAGAAGAAGUGCUUAUGGGUCCGUUUGCUAACCAUUCUUGUGAACCUUUUCUCCAAUUCAGUGUCAGACGAUCAUGUGAAGAUUUUUCUCAUGCCCGGAAAUUGGGCUAGAGAGAUUUAUCUCCAUACUGACUGGCCAACAGGAAUAGUGUGGAAUGGAUGAUUCUUUUCUUGGAUUGAUGCUCGACAUUCAUUGUGUUUCACCUUUCACUAGUUGAUUUUACAAACGUUGUUCCUUCACGACUACCUUUUUCUAUCUGUUGUGGAUUUCAAUAGGAUCCAUCUUCACAUCUCUGUUACAAAUCAGUCUUAGUUAAUGUUUUUUUUUUCUUUUUGGCGUUCUCUGCUGUACUAUAUAUGCUUAUGGUGUCUCACAAGAUGGCCUUUAUGGUUAGAAAAGAAGCAGCGUGACAUGAGUCAGUGGGAGUGGAGGGAGGAGAAGUCAUAUUUUUGAUAUUUAUCCACUCUCUUUUUGUUUCUGCUGGACUUGCUGAUACUGUUGGAGACCUUAUUUUUGAAUGGUUAUUUGGUCAUAUUUCAGACAUUCUUUGUUAACGCUACCUUCGAUCCAGUUUUUUAUCUGUUAGGGAGAUCCCACAUUUCACAGAUGUUUGUGAUCGGCAGCAUGUGCAUUGUAAAUAAAAUCAUUAUUUAUUGAAUAUCUACCAAUGGUUUAGUUAUUUUACCCUAUUUUAUGCCAGGAAUUUGAGAUCAGUUGAGGCUCAAAAGAGGGCUUCCUUGAACAUAUUUGUUCAUCAAGAUUUACAUUAGAUUGAGGUUGUGAAACUUUUCUUGAGUGUUGCACCAUAUCUCAUUAUUUAUGGUCUUAUAGCUGAAUCAUGGUUAGAGGUUAAUAUUUCCUUCGUAAUAUUUUUUGAAAAACUACAGAAUCAUACUUUUCACCACACAUAUUAAUCAUGCAGUAUAAACUGAGAAAUAUUUAUUUUUCAUGAUCUGAUCAUGCUUAUGGUUUAAUUGACAUGCUGUUCUCUGAGAAAUGGUUCUGGAAUUUCCUUUCAUGAGACAUCGGUAGUUGAUGAGAUUGUUCUGCCUCACAUGACAGAUACUUGGCUGAACUAUUGGCUGAGAGGCAGAAAUUGGCACCUUUUAUCCAAGUUUUACCAUUUUGCAGUAGGCUUUUGAAUCUAGGUAGGCAGCUUCUCUGGUUCUUCCUCAGUACUCGGACAUUUGUUUUUAGUCGAUGUACAAAAGAUUCCUUUAUUGCUUGAACAGAAUGGGAAUGAAAUAAUGUUUUCUUUAUAUGGUUGAUUCUAGCUUUAUUUAUCUGAAAAGGACUUUUGACACCAUUGAAAUAAUACAUCCUUCAAUGUAAAAUAUUCACACCAAAUCCAAGAAUUUUCUUUUGACAAAUGGAGUCUGUUGUCUGUAUUCUCCUGUGUUAUGACCGGUAGAAUUUCUUAUGUUGAGUUGAUGGAGAAAACACAGCUCACCGUAUCCCAUGAGUCGAAUUAAGAGAAUCAUACGUAUUUAAUUAUAAGUCUUUUGAUCAUUGGAUCUUUGUGACUCAGGUGUACAAAUAAAAGUAGCAAAUGACAAGAAUGUCUCUUCUAAAAAAAAAACAGUUUUCGAUCAAUCGCAUCGAACAGUUCUAACCGGAAUGAUCCAUUUAAACUACUUGAUCAGUCCCCUUAUGGUGUCAACCAGUCCCCAGAUGAAUGGAUGCGUCAUCGUCCUCUUCUUUUCUCAUAUCCUCCUUUCUUCCCUCUCAAUGAUCAUUGUUCAUCUUUAGUAAGAGGCAUUUUUCUGCUAUACAAUCAGAGGUUCACCUUAUAUUAUUUGGAACCUGUCUGCCUGUAAAUUCCCUCAGUUCCCAUGAUCUAUGCUUAUGAUCUUACAAGGAACUGCGCAUAAAAUCUGGUAUCUUUCUUGUGUUCCUCAUGUUUCGAGAUGAAUAUCUGACGUAGUUCAAGCAAUCACUUUAAAUUUUUCCUUUUUUCGCUUUCUGUGGAAAAAAUGGAUAUUUCUGCCAAUUUUAUUAACAGAUAAAUUAGCAGUGCAGCAUACAUCGAAGAAACAGAGAACUUACCUGGCUAAUUACUUAUUUAUAGACCUAUUGUGUUCCCAUUGCACAGAAAAAAGUUGGACAAAUUGAAACUUCGGACAUAGAAAACAUAUAAGAGAGAUCAGAUGACAAUUUAGAUAAUAUGCUACCGAUAGUGAUCUACAUCAUAUUUAUUUCCGGAUCCCUCUCCAACCGUAGGGCAGCCAGUGUGAUUUUCAUUUUUGUUAGAAAACUUGUAACAGAUACAUGCAAAUGAAGAUUUGGAAUCUCCCAAAGUAUGCAUCCUUUCUAAAAAAAAAUCCUUCGUCUUGAAUUCUCACCAGAUUCCGUCACCUUAAUUUCAAAAUUGUUCUUUCUAACUUGAAAAGGGGAUGCCAGAUUUUUGGAGAAUUAUAUAAAAUUUCUUGCAUUUCUUUGAUGACUUUCUGUUUUGCGAAAUACUUCAGAGAUUCUUCGGGUAUCUGGUUUGGCUUCUAAUCAAAGUUUGGAUCCGGAAAGAAUUGAGCAUGGAAGCCCAUCAAGGUUCUCGGGUCAUCAUUCGAAUGGUGGACCGAUGGAUUUGGAGGUUUGGUCUGGAAUGCAAACAGAGGUAAAACAAUAGUAAUCAUAACUUCCAGUGAUUUUCUGACACGAUUUCUGAUGUAUUAUCUCUGAUUGUGCAUUAAAUAAUGCAUGUCAUCUUAUUUUAACUGACUUUUCCGCUGACAGUGUGAUUUUUUAUUUUUAUUUUUUCUGAUGGGAUUGCCUUCAACCGAGAUGUUUGUAUUCAGAGGUGUGGAUUGGAGGGGACAUUUAUCUUUAUGACUGGGAUAUAUUCAUCAACGCUGAGUGAUGACGGAUGAUCUACAGCCAUCAGUUGCCAGAAACAAAAAUGUCGACAUCCUCCCCCCCCCUCCCCCCCCCCAAAAAAAAAACCCAUUUUUUAAAAUGCUAACAAAAUUUUCUGGCGCUAAAGCUCGGUAAAUAGAUGCUCUAGCGCAAAUUCCUACCAUGCGAACAGUUCUUCUGUCGCAUUCGUGGGCUGAUCUAGGAUAACUAAAUUGAAAACAUCUGAAUGAGAAACACACCAGGAAAUGGUACUGAUCAAUACAAAACUAAGUCUUUCAUGGUGAUCAUUAUCCUCAAUCAUUUUAGGCACUCAAAGAUCGUAAUUUUUCGCAGAAGGUGCAAGCAUCCCCUUGAAAAAUAGAUAUAUAUAUAUUUUUUCACACGUUUGGGUCGAAACCUUAUCUGUGACUAAAAGCCAUCUUUGGCUGUAUAGUCAAAAUGCUGCGUAAUUAAUCUUUUUUUCUUCUUUAGGAUAAUGGCGGUUUUCAGAGAAUGGGGGCCUUGCAGACUUCUUCAAUGGGCUGGCAUGGAAAUUCCAGCCUUCCUACCACUUCUGUAGUAAAAAAGGUUGUGAGACUCGAUGUCCCAGUCGACAAGUUUCCGAAUGUAUGUAUAAUAAUAUCUUGUGAAUUGAUAUUACAUGCACAUCUUGAUUCUUCUUCUUCUUCUUCUUCUUCUUCUUCUUCUUCUUCUUCAUAUGGUUAAACCAUGCUUGAGUUUGGUGCUCCAGUACAACUUUGUCGGGAGGCUGCUAGGACCACGCGGCAAUUCUCUGAAGAGGGUCGAAGCUACAACGCAAUGCAGAGUCUAUAUACGUGGCCGUGGUUCAGUAAAAGAUUCUGUGAAGGUCACUGGCUCUCUCUUUCUCUUUUCCAUUUUCCCUCGUCCAAAUGAUCAUGGAAGCUUUCUGCGAUAUGCGCAAAUUAAUUAUAAAAAUAAUUUUUCUCCCAGGAGAAAACUCUUUCUUUUAGCUGUAGGUCGAGUUAUUGAUCAGUUGCUGUGUGCGAAAUCUCUGUUGUUGACUCAGGAAGAACAAUUGAGAGAGAAGCCCGGCUAUGAACAUCUCAAUGAGCCGCUGCACGUGCUAGUCGAGGCUGAAUUUCCGGCAGAAGUGAUCGAUGCCCAAUUGAAUCAGGCGAUAUCCAUCUUAGAAGACCUAUUGAAGCCCGUGGUAUGGCCAUUGGUCCUCUCCCUGUCCUCCCCUCCCCCCACUCUCCCCCGGCCCGCCGUCGACAUUACUGAAGGUGGAUAUCAUGCUUUCUUGCUGUCAGGACGAGUCCCUAGACUACUACAAGAAGCAGCAAUUGAGGGAGCUGGCCCUGCUGAAUGGGACUCUAAGGGAGGACAGCCCUCAUAGAAGCCCCAGCGCUUCUCCGUUUAGUGGGGCGGCAAUGAAGCGGGCGAAGACAGGGCGGUGA
Messenger RNA from Spirodela intermedia, 4810 nucleotides. The record is from the annotation of a GenBank genome assembly. Lineage: Eukaryota; Viridiplantae; Streptophyta; Magnoliopsida; Alismatales; Araceae.